Nannospalax galili (Upper Galilee mountains blind mole rat) is the source of this 2463-nucleotide messenger RNA. It is a transcript of the gene Dusp9, whose product is annotated as dual specificity phosphatase 9. NCBI's taxonomy places the organism in Eukaryota, Metazoa, Chordata, Mammalia, Rodentia, Spalacidae. Bases 217 to 1371 code for a protein of 384 amino acids. Gene Ontology annotation, molecular function: MAP kinase tyrosine/serine/threonine phosphatase activity; protein tyrosine/threonine phosphatase activity. The transcript is spliced from 4 exons. Gene Ontology annotation, cellular component: cytoplasm; cytosol. Gene Ontology annotation, biological process: negative regulation of MAPK cascade; protein dephosphorylation. The record is from RefSeq and is a predicted model, not a curated record.
CUAGGAAGCAGCGGCUUGCAAGUGGCGCGAAGCUUGGCUUCCACGUGCGAGCCUGCUCCACCGCCCCGCCCUUCCCGCGCCCGGGCCUGGGGACUCCCUCUCCCGGGACUGUACCCGUGAUCUGCCGUGGCAUUAAGCCGUGGCCAGGACGUCCACGCGCGGCUGCCUGCCGCUGGAUCACGCUCCAGCUCCCGCCGCCCGACGUGCGGAACACCCAUGGAGGGCCUGGGCCGCUCGUGCCUAUGGCUGCGCCAGGAGCUGUCGCCCCCACGCCCGCGCCUGCUGCUGCUGGACUGCCGCAGCCGGGAGCUGUACGAGUCGGCCCGGAUCGGCGGGGCGCUGAGCGUGGCCCUGCCCGCGCUGCUGCUGCGCCGCCUGCGGAGAGGGAGCCUGUCUGUGCGCGCGCUCCUGCCAGGGCCGCCGCUGCAGCCGCCCCCGCCCGCCCCGGUGCUCCUGUAUGACCAGGGUGGUAGCCGAGGCCGGCGCGGAGAAGCCGAGGCCGAGGCUGAAGAAUGGGAGGCCGAGUCAGUGCUGGGCACGCUGCUCCAGAAACUGCGGGAAGAAGGCUACCUGGCCUACUACCUACAGGGUGGCUUCAGCAGAUUCCAGGCUGAGUGUCCUCACCUGUGUGAGACCAGCCUCACUAGCGGUGCUAGCUCAAGCCUGGCCCCAGUGCCUAGCCCAGUGCCUGUGGUGGGGCUGGGUGGCCUGUGCCUGAGCUCCGACUGCUCUGAUGCGGAAUCUGAAGUUGACCGUGACUCCAUGAGCUGUGGCCUGGAUUCGGAGAGCACCACAUCUCCCCCAACUGGGCUGCUGCCAUCCUAUCCAGUCCAGAUCCUACCCAACCUCUACUUGGGCAGUGCCCGAGAUUCAGCCAACUUGGAGAGCCUAGCCAAACUUGGCAUCCGCUACAUCCUCAAUGUCACCCCUAACCUCCCUAACCUCUUUGAGAAGAACGGUGACUUCCACUACAAGCAGAUCCCCAUCUCUGACCACUGGAGCCAGAACCUGUCCCAGUUCUUUCCGGAGGCCAUUGCAUUCAUUGAUGAGGCCUUGUCCCAGAACUGCGGGGUGCUCGUCCACUGCCUGGCAGGGGUCAGCCGCUCUGUCACUGUCACCGUGGCCUACCUCAUGCAGAAGCUCCACCUCUCACUCAACGAUGCCUAUGACCUGGUCAAGCGGAAAAAGUCUAACAUCUCCCCCAACUUCAACUUCAUGGGGCAGCUGCUAGACUUUGAGCGCAGCCUGCGCCUGGAGGAGAGGCGCUCUGGGGGGCAAGGCAGUGGGGGGCCAGAGUCCACCGCCUCAGAUCCACCUUCCUUCUUUACUACCCCCACCAGCGAUGGGGUCUUUGAGUUGGACCCCACAUAAGGUCCUGUAAGGCUACUGGGCUGGUCCCUACCUAUGACCCCAUGUGGUUGGAGGCGGGAGGGGAUGCAGCCAUAAGCAGGGAGGGGGGGAUUAGGGGGAGGGAAAGCUCAAUACCUCACGCGGGGGCCGUGGAGCGAGGCAGGAACAGAGCAGAGACCUGCCACACCCACUCGGGCCAGCCCAGGAAUCUAUUACUUGUGCCUAUGGGCCGGCCCGGGCCACCGGCCUGACCCGCACCGCUUUUGGGCGGGACCACGCUCCAGAACCUGCCUCUUCUGCGACUGUUACUUUAUUCUCUGGGGGUGGGGGUGGGGCUUCCUAUCCUAGGAACCAUUCUAGAAGGCUGCCUGUUCCCUGGGCCCUGGCCUCCCUGCUGUUACCCCUUCAGGAAGAGUGUAUCACACUUUGCCACAGGGACCUGCUCUCAGUCCCUUCUCUCUCCCCAAAUGCCCACCUGUGGGAGGGACUUUCCACCUUCACUGGUGUAGUCUCCUUCCUGCUUCUCUGACGUGGACCUGGACCUCUUGAGGCUGCUCUCGGCCUCCACAGGGACGGCCUCUCAGAGUGGCGUCUUGCUGGGCAGUGUCACAUGGGAGCCAGUGGGCGGGUUCCCAGCCACACAUCUGGUGCCCUGAGUGUUUCUUUCCUCCUCCCCCAGAUGUCUUGACAGGAUCACUGAGACUCUUUGUGACUGAGGGUGGUCAAACUGCCACCGGAGGAGAUGGGGUCUCAGAGUGAGAGCUGGUGGGGGUAGGGAGGGAAGGAUGAAGGCCUCAAUUUUGCUGCUGUGGGUCUCACACAGCCGCUGUUGGUUGGGGGGCAGGGAAGGGGCCAAGCUGCAGACACACACACACACACACACACACACACACACACGAUCAUUCAUUGCAGUCUACGCCCCUUUGUGGGCAGUGUGCGUGUGUGUGCGCGUGUGAGUGUUCCCACAUGCACACUAGCCCACUCAAACACUCAACCUGGGGCUGGCAGUCCCUGUGGUGGCAGGACCAUCUUGCCCUUGAACCUGGAGAGGGCUGUGCUUGUUUGUUUUUGUAAUCCACAUCACGAUUGCUUUCUUUAAUUGUUCCUCCUGAA